Molecule: messenger RNA, 1035 nt
Organism: Homalodisca vitripennis (glassy-winged sharpshooter)
Lineage: Eukaryota; Metazoa; Arthropoda; Insecta; Hemiptera; Cicadellidae
Product: basic proline-rich protein-like
Exons: 1
Coding region: 1-1035 (344 amino acids)
Source: RefSeq, a predicted model, not a curated record
AUGUCUCCGAUGCCUCCGGGAUUUGGUUCUACGGGAGACCAAAAUACGCCGGUCCCUCCAGGGCUUGGAUGUACAGGACGCCAAAUGUCUCCGAUGCCUCCGGGAUUUGGUUCUACGGGGGACCAAAAUCCGCCGGUCCCUCCAGGGCCUGGAUGUACAGGACGCCAAAUGUCUCCGAUGCCUCCGGGAUUUGGUUCUACGGGAGACCAAAAUCCGCCGGUCCCUCCAGGGCCUGGAUGUACAGGACGCCAAAUGUCUCCGAUGCCUCCGGGAUUUGGUUCUACGGGGGACCAAAAUCCGCCGGUCCCUCCAGGGCCUGGAUGUACAGGACGCCAAAUGUCUCCGAUGCCUCCGGGAUUUGGUUCUACGGGAGACCAAAAUCCGCCGGUCCCUCCAGGGCCUGGAUGUACAGGUCGCCAAAUGUCUCCGAUGCCUCCGGGAUUUGGUUCUACGGGGGACCAAAAUCCGCCGGUCCCUCCAGGGCCUGGAUGUACAGGACGCCAAAUGUCUCCGAUGCCUCCGAGAUUUGGUUCUACGGGAGACCAAAAUCCGCCGGUCCCUCCAGGGCCUGGAUGUACAGGACGCCAAAUGUCUCCCAUGCCUCCGGGAUUUGGUUCUACGGGGGACCAAAAUCCGCCGGUCCCUCCAGGGCUUGGAUGUACAGGACGCCAAAUGGCUCCGGUGCCUCCUGGAUUUGGUUCUACAGGAGACCAAAAUCCACCGGUCCCUCCAGGGCUUGGAUAUAUAGGACGCCAAAUGCCACCGGUGCUUCCAGGAUUUUGUUCUAUAGGACACCCAAGUUCACCGGUUCCUACAGGGGUUGGUAGUACAGGACGCCAAAUGCCACUGGUCCCUCCAAGGCUUGGUUCUCCAGGAGACCGAAAUCCAAAAGUCCCUCCAGGACUUGAUCCGUAUCGUAUAAGUCUUGCUGUAGAUCUGCGUAUCCAUGGUGGCGGUGAUUCAGCGAAGAGAAAUGGAAAACACCACAUCUUGUCACGAUACGAGUUCUCAGUACAACAUAACAGAUGCAACUGA